Messenger RNA from Thamnophis sirtalis, 1205 nucleotides. It is a transcript of the gene EBI3, whose product is annotated as Epstein-Barr virus induced 3. NCBI's taxonomy places the organism in Eukaryota, Metazoa, Chordata, Lepidosauria, Squamata, Natricidae. Gene Ontology annotation, cellular component: membrane. Gene Ontology annotation, molecular function: protein binding; cytokine receptor activity. The record is from RefSeq and is a predicted model, not a curated record.
UAUUCUUGAGGAAUAUUAAAACUAUUUGAGGAAUAUUAAAAAAAAAAUACUUCGUUCUCGUAGGAGAGGGGUGGGUGCUGAUUUUCUACAAUUGCAUCCAAUUUGGGUUGCCAGGAUGUAAAAAAAAAAAAGAUGGUGAGAUUCUGGAAAAGGGCGUGAAGUGGUUUUUUUAAGAAGUUCUUUCAACUCUGUCUUUCGCUCACGGUCCAGAUGCAGUGGCUCUUGUCCUUCCUCCUAUUCCUGCUGUCUGGUCUCAUCGUCCUUGCAAGUACUGCUUGGACCAGUGAAGAGCCCAUCGACCAUCAGUAUGCCCGACUCGGGGCCACCACCGUGGUCUUGCCUUGCCCUGUUCCUGAAGGCAGAUCCCGGGUGGCAUGGAAAAACCAUAUGAGCUCAGAGACCGCUUUGGACGGGGUGCAACCAGAUGGCAGCCUAGUCUUGCAGAAUGCCAGUUUGGCCCAGGAAGGGGAAUACAGGUGCCAAGAUGCCAGCACUGGGCAGACCCUGCGAAGGAUUCGUCUCCGGCUGGGCUAUCCUCCCAAGAAACCAUCGAUCCAUUGCAGGUCCAUCAGCUACCCGGUGGUCAAUUGCUCCUGGACUUUGGAAUCUGACACCCUUCUGCCCACAUCUUUCUUUGCCAGCUACAGGCACGGCUUAAUGGGAGACGUCCAUCAGUGCAAACAGCUCGUGGCAGAGAGCCACAGUUGCAGCUUGGCCGGCUUGCAGAUGUUCUCCACCGAUCCCUACAUGCUCAACGUGACAGCUGUGAAUCCAUUGGGAUCAGCAAGUGAUUACUUUCUAAUCUUCCUGGAUCAGAUCAUCCAGCCAGACCCUCCAGAAAAUGUAAUGGUCUCCCCAAUCCAAGGGAAGAAAAAAACGUUGCUUGUACAAUGGAAGCCUCCUAGUUCCUGGUUAUACCCUGAAUAUUUUCCCCUGCAAUAUAUCAUCCGCUAUUCGAGGGAUGGAUCAAGGUUUAGCAGAACGACCAGGCCUAUCGAGCAGACUUCCUUUACCCUCACCGGGAUCCGUUCUGGCGUAACCUACCACAUCCAAGUAGCCGCGAAAGACUUCCUGGACAAUGGGGAAUACAGCGCCUGGAGUCUUCCUGCCUCUGGGGCAUCCUGGCAGCCGGACUGAGGGCCACGGAGGAUGGAUUUUGUAAUAUUUGAAAGAUGGUAUUUGUAGUACUGAUGCACUGGCUAAUU